ACAGCAGGCAGAGAGAAAGCAGCUGACCUCCUCAGUGGUCUCCUGUGACAGCAGACGUUGAAGAUGUUUGGGCUGGAGGUGUUUCUCCUGAUCUUCCUGUGGAGCACACAGGCUCAGGACGUCCACACUGAGGGUCAGCACGUCCUGAGCACACAGGCUCAGGACGUGCUGACCCCCAGUGUGGACAUUAUCAGGGAACUGGACAAGCUCAGAGCUCUGGAGCGAAGAAUGAAGGCCAUGGAGGCUGAAAUGGCUGAGCUGAAGAUGAUGAACGAAGGACUUUCCAGGAGCCUGGGGAUCAUUACGAAGACCAUCACAGAUCAGCCCAAAGUGGCGUUCUCCGCUACGCUGUCCAACCUGCAAGAUGGUUUUAAGUUCCUGGGCCCGUUCCAGAACACGGUCACCCUGGUGUACGAGAAUGCCUUCACAAACAUUGGCUAUGCCUACGAUCCACAAACAGGAAUCUUCACGGCUCCCCUGGGGGGAGUGUAUUAUUUCAGCUUUUCACUCUUCCACCCGGUCGGACCUGGUCCUCAGGCCAAGACCGGGGCGUCCUUGGUGAAAAACGGGGUGCUGGUGGUGGCUGCCACAGAUAACGCCCCGGGGGCGGAUUCUGAGGACACUUCUGGAAACUCCGCCUCCAUCCGGCUGGAGGAAGGAGAUCAGGUGUACGUGCAGCUUUGGGAGAAGCACAGGGUCUACACAGACGGAAACAAGCGCAACACCUUCAGUGGGCAUCUGCUCUUCCCAGUGUGAAUCUCACCUCACUUGGCUGUGGACGCCUUCAGCUGAUGCUCUAAUGCUGGGCGCCUAAAGUUGUAGCGUUGUAGUUCAGGUUAAUUCAAAUGUACUAUUAGUAGAGCUUCUAUGAAAUAAAACAGUAUGACUUCAGUUUACUUCUUAUGUACUACACCGCUUCCAAAAAAGCUGUGACGUUCUGCAGAAUGUAAAUAAAAACAGGAUGGUCUGCAAA
This is a messenger RNA of Pygocentrus nattereri (red-bellied piranha), 973 nucleotides long. RefSeq names its product complement C1q-like protein 3. Bases 64 to 756 code for a protein of 230 amino acids. Gene Ontology annotation, molecular function: protein binding. The record is from RefSeq and is a predicted model, not a curated record. The transcript has 4 exons. NCBI's taxonomy places the organism in Eukaryota, Metazoa, Chordata, Actinopteri, Characiformes, Serrasalmidae.